ACCAGAAUCCAGUGUAGCUGUAUUGCUAUAGGAGUCACCUGUGAAAACUUGGAUUAUUUUGUCUUAAGCAGCGUACCAAAAAGGACAAAGAGAGACUGAUGGCAGCUCUGUUUGAAAACAUGAUGGCAGUCAACAUGUUACUGAGUGUCUUCAUUCUUCCAGGUAUUUAUGCUUAUAAAUGUAACAGUGGACAGACAGCUUUUCUCUUCAUUACAACACCAAAGCCUGCUGAAGCACUGAAUGGAUCUUGCUUGCAUGUGCCAUGUAGCUUCAGAGCUGAAAAAGGAAACAAUGCAUUUAACAAUGAAUUUAACAGUGAACGAAACACCUCUGGAGCAUGGAUUAUACGUGAUAAGCAAGUCUUCAACAUGAGUCAUGGAGUUCAUAGCAAUCGGAUAAAAAUAACUGGAGACCUGAGUAGGAAAAACUGCACCACUUUGUUCUUUGAUAUAAAGACAAGUCAAGCAGGUGAAUACUACUUCAGAAUAGAGAAUGGAAACUACACGGCAACAGCUUGUUCUCAAGCUCUUCAGAUAAAAGUCAAAGAUUCUCCUUGGAGUCCCAGCAUUAAUAUCCCUGUUGGUGAUCUGAAGGAGCAUCAGUCUGUCACUAUAAGCUGCUCAGCUGUGACUCCCUGUCCACACUCACCUCCUGAACUCACCUGGAAUCUCCAUCAAGACUCUGACAGACAAACAGAGAAAAACCCAGAUGGAAUCUUUACAACUAAAAUCCAGGAGACCAUCACUCUGUCAGACACACAUGAUGGAUACAACAUCAGCUGUUCUGCCAGAUAUCCUGUGAAUGAAGGAAGCAAGACAGCAGAGACAGAUGUGACUCUCAGUGUUUCAUAUGCUCCUAAAGACACCUCAGCAUCCAUCAGUUCAUCAGGUUUGGUGUCAGCAGGUAGCUGGGUGGAGCUGAGCUGCUCCAGCAGAGCCAAGCCUCCUGCCAGCUUCACCUGGUUCAGGAACAGCAAACAUGGAGCCAUUAAUGUAUCUGUGGGGCAGGUUUACAGCUUCACUGUUACUGAGGGAGGAGAAUAUCACUGUGAGGCUACAAAUGAUCUGGGGAAUCAGAGAUCAUCAGUGCUCCUUCUUAAUGUUGAAGCAAUUUCACAAUGGAUUCAACCUCCUGCAGUGAUCUUUGCAGUGAUAUCUGUCAUUGUGGUGAUCUGCUUGGUGAUCUCUUUUUGGUGGAUUAAAUUUAAACAUCCAACUCCACAACAGGUUCAGAAUCAAACCGGUGUGGGGGUUGAAAUGGCAACCAAUAAUUCAGAGGAAGAAGUCCAUCAUGGAGGACUGAACUCCCUACCUGAAGCAUCAUCGCUCUAAUUGCAGAAGAGUGGAGAGCUGGAGACAGAGGACGCUCAGGCCAAAGUCUGUGUUGGCAGACCAUAGGACAUCUAUUCAAGUGAAGAAAAAAUGAAUUCUCUAAAGUUAAUUGCUUAACUUCCCCAUUCUCCAUUUCAUUUGUUUUUGCUGUAUUUGUAAAUUGAUCACAGCCAUGUUAUGCCUUCUUCCACUAUGACAUUUACAGAUUACAAAAGGAUUUCUUUGGAUGGCAUUCUGUGCAUUUCACACCAUGAUAGAUGGUGCUUCCGGAAGCGCUUACGUUCUAUGCUUUGACAUUAAAGCAUGCCUUAAAACCCAGAGUAGUUUAAUAACAGCUUAUGUCAGUAAUAUCAAGGUAUUUUUUAGAUCUUGUGUUGUAACUGCAUUAGUUUUAAUGUUAAUAAUGAGAACCUCUGAUCAGAUUCACCAGGUCCUAAUGUAUAAAGUGAGUCUUUGCACAAAAACAUGUGGAAAUCCACGCAAACUUUCGAUCCUCCGUGAGAAUUUGUGGCACACUUUUUAAAUUUACAAUAUCACAGGUGCAAUAAAGGAGCAUCAAACCUGAUGUUUUACUAUAAGUUUAAGCUUUCAUUAAAUUCAACUUAUGCAAUGUUGCCAAAUUACAUUUCUUUUCAUUCAACACCAAGGAUUGAGAGGUAGGGAACAAUCUCAAUCAAACGUAAACUGUAAAUGUUGUAGCAUAUUUGCUGGCAGGUAAGAUAAUCACAAUAAAACCACUGUCUAGAUGAAGUCUUAUUUCUCCAUUUUAAAACAAAAACAAAGAAAUGCUUUUUCUUUAUAUGCAACAGUUGGAACAUUCUUCCCAUGGUGACAAGUUUAACAGUUUCACCUGCAACACAAAUAUCACUAUUACCCAGUAGCCGUUGCAGCUACUCCAGUCUCGCACAUCGUUAC
Cyprinodon tularosa is the source of this 2246-nucleotide messenger RNA. RefSeq names its product B-cell receptor CD22-like. Bases 99 to 1331 code for a protein of 410 amino acids. The transcript is spliced from 8 exons. The record is from RefSeq and is a predicted model, not a curated record. NCBI's taxonomy places the organism in Eukaryota, Metazoa, Chordata, Actinopteri, Cyprinodontiformes, Cyprinodontidae.